Danaus chrysippus (African queen) is the source of this 693-nucleotide messenger RNA. The record is from the annotation of a GenBank genome assembly. NCBI's taxonomy places the organism in Eukaryota, Metazoa, Arthropoda, Insecta, Lepidoptera, Nymphalidae.
AUGUCUUUCGAUUUAUCUAAAAUAAGUUCUCAGAAAGUAAAAGCAAUUCCUGGCGGAGAGGCUGUGGAAAUGCAGAGUUUCUGGAAGGAUCAGAAUGUUGCAAUAAUAUUCUUUCGCCGCUGGGGUUGUAUGUUUUGCAGAUUGUGGGCUAAGGAGCUUGGUGAAAUCUACCCGAUCUUAAAGAAGAAUAACAUCAGACUUGUUGGGAUAGGGAUUGAGGAGGCCGGUUCAAAGGAGUUUGUGGAUGGCAAAUAUUUUAAUGGAGAUCUGUUUUAUGCUGAAGAUAAGUCUAUUUAUCAGACUUUGGAAUUCAAGAGAUUUAAUCUGGUUUCCAUUAUAACAUCACUGUUUUGGAAGCAGUCUCGAGAGGCAAUUGUCAAAGGGAAAAGUCUUGGUUUGCAUAGCGAUCUUAUUGGUGACGGCUUACAAAAUGGCGGCGGCCUGUUCAUAUGCGGCGGGAAUGUUGAAUGUCAUUACGUACAAUUAGCGCCGGCCGAUAGAUUGAAUAAUAUGGAAAUAGCUAAGGUAUGUAAUUCAAAUACAGGUUUAGGAGGUGAUUUGAAAGGUGACUGGGUCCAAACAGGCGGGGCUUUGCUAGUGGGUCCUGGUGGAAGACUCAUAAAAUAUUUCACUCAAACCGGCCCGAGUGAUCAUCUACCCAACUCCGAUAUAUUGAAGAAAUUCCAAUUAUGA